CUUUAGACUCAGCGCCCAAAGAAUGGAUGAAACAUUUAGAAAUCUUGGAGAACGAUGAACUCAAUGAUUUUGUGGUAGAAAAGACAAUAAAGAUGCAAAAGAAUCAACCGAUUGCCACCUGUGUCUCUGUUACUUCCCGCGGAAUUGCCAGAAAAUUUUAAAACAGGUCUAAGCCAGAAGAAACAACACGAAAUAAUGCAUUUGGCUAAUCUAGUGCACGCGCAAUGCAAAUCACAUGGUACAGAAACGAUAGUUGAUCUGGGUGCAGGUCUGGGAUACAUGUGCCAAAUAUUGCAUUGUUUGUACGGCUAUCAAGUUCUCGGAUUGGAAAGGGACAAGGAAAAUGUCAACAGAGCUCGCGCGAGACAGUGCAAAUUUUAUUCCGAUUCCUUGGCUAAAGUUAAAUACGUUCAUUGCGAAGUAACAUGCGACUCUGCCGACACGAUAGAAUCUACUUUGCGACGCGAAUUUCCCGACGUUUCGACGAACGUCUGUCUGAUCGGUCUGCACGCCUGUGGAGAUCUCAGUAUAAACGCGUCGAGACUCUUUUGCAAAAUGAAAUCUGUCAAACUCUGCAUCCUGAUUUCUUGCUGUUAUCACAAACUUUCGAUCUGCGACAACGCGCGGAGUUCGACGCAAAGGAAGCAGUAUUUUCACAAUUUUCCUACUUCCGCCUCUUUGCGAGAAGUGAUCGCGACGUGCGAUUUUGACGUAGGGCAAUUUUUAAGAGUGCCCUUCUUACGACUGGCGUGUCAGGAAUCGGCGGACAAGUGGCGCGACAUGUCCAGAGAGAAACACGACGAGCAUUCGUUUUACGUUCUCGCCAGAGCCGUGCUGGAAUUGUAUUCUCAACGAAAUAAUCUCGUUCUCAAGAAAAAGGUUCGAAAAAGCACGAGAAAGUCGCAGUGUUCGAAUUUUCAAAGCUACAUUAAAGACUCGUUAUUAAGAUACGAUCUGGUAUCGGACAUGAACGCAAAGUUAACAGAGCGCGACGAGUUGGAGAAAGACAUAACGCAAAUGUGGGAAAAAGAAAAGAGAAGAUUGAAAGAUGUGGAAAUUUACACCGGAUUACAAUUGAUGCUACAACUUCCGGCAGAAUCGUUUAUUCUGCAGGAUCGAUUAUGCUGGUUACACGAACAGGGCUUGGAAGCUACUAUCGUACCUGUGAUGGACAAAUGUAUAUCUCCUCGUUCGUAUGCGAUUGUAUCUCAUAAAUGAUACAUUGUUUAUUACAUUUUCGAUGAAUAAAAUACAUACAUAAAAUACAAGUGUACGAAUGUUUCGAUUGACAUUUGAACACGAGUACUUGUUAGUUGAAAAUAUAUAACAUUGAAUAUAAUAAACACAUGUUAGUUGAAAAUAUAUUAU
Pseudomyrmex gracilis is the source of this 1368-nucleotide messenger RNA. Its product is annotated as methyltransferase-like protein 25. The record is from RefSeq and is a predicted model, not a curated record. Bases 196 to 1218 code for a protein of 340 amino acids. The transcript is spliced from 5 exons. Lineage: Eukaryota; Metazoa; Arthropoda; Insecta; Hymenoptera; Formicidae.